AUGCACCUGCACAGAUAUGGCACUUCAGUCUUGUCCUCUCCCUCCCUCUCAUUUUCCUUUCAAACAGGCAAAAACUUCCACCUGGCGAAUAGAUUGGCAGCCCCCGAUGCCGAUUACCUAGCAGAUGCCCAAGAGACAGAGCAAAGGUCUCUGGUGCCUGAAGGUCGGGCAGAGCAAGGAUUAUUUGGUGAAGUACAGAACAGGACCAACGCAGGUGUGCUUCUGAGAGAAUCUGCGCCACCUCUGGCAGAUCCUUGUGCCCUGCCAAUGGACGAAGGCUCCUGUCUACAGUACACUGUGCUCUGGUAUUACCACCAGGCAGCCGACAAGUGCCGGCCUUUUAUAUUUGGAGGCUGCGGAGGGAACGCCAAUCAGUUUCCAUCCAAGUGGAAGUGCGAGCUGUGGUGCAAGAAGACUACAGGAUGAUGACCGGUUGAUGGGAACGAGGAAGCAGCACCAACCAGGACUCUACAUUUGGCAAAGGGGGUAGUUGGACAAAGGCCGGGUUUUGUUUUUUGCCACUUACCUGUUCUGUGAACAAGGGAGAUACCACUUGGAGGAAAAUAAAUCCAUUGGGAAGGGA
Zootoca vivipara (common lizard) is the source of this 583-nucleotide messenger RNA. The record is from RefSeq and is a predicted model, not a curated record. NCBI's taxonomy places the organism in Eukaryota, Metazoa, Chordata, Lepidosauria, Squamata, Lacertidae.